Molecule: messenger RNA, 6277 nt
Organism: Engraulis encrasicolus (European anchovy)
Lineage: Eukaryota; Metazoa; Chordata; Actinopteri; Clupeiformes; Engraulidae
Gene: myh7ba
Product: myosin, heavy chain 7B, cardiac muscle, beta a
Exons: 45
Coding region: 332-6160 (1942 amino acids)
Cellular component (GO): myosin filament; myosin II complex; cytoplasm
Molecular function (GO): microfilament motor activity; ATP binding; actin filament binding
Source: RefSeq, a predicted model, not a curated record
CAUAGGUCAGUCCUCCUCAUUCGCUGUGGCGCGUGCUGUCUGGCGCGUGUCUUUUAAGUUUAUCCAAAUAUUUGAGAGGAAUUUAUCAGCUAGAUAAAAAAUAUAUAUUAUUUGUCGACUUCGUGUCGACAAUAAGACUUAAUGUGACAGGUGCCGACGGAUGUUAUGAAUUACUUACUGUUGUUGGAAACAAACUAUUUCAGAGAAAAGUGAGACACAGGGUUUUUUAAGCGAGGAAAGGUUAACACUUCCUCUUUCUCUUAAGGUGUGUGGAAACUUUUUUUAAUCAAAGUCAUUGGUGGAGUGUAAGCAGCAUUGCGGAGCCAGCACCAUGCCUCUCUUCGACGUGAAGGAGUUUGGUGAGGCAGCGCCCUUUCUGCGCAAGACGGAUCUGGAGUUGCUGGCGGUGCAAACGGUUGCAUUUGAUGGCAAGAAGCGGGGAUUCAUCCCGGAUGAGAAGGAAGCUUACAUUGAGAUUGAAAUCAAGGAGCUCAACGGUGAUAACACCACUGUACAGACACAGGAUGCAAAGCUUCUUGUCGUGAAGGAGGAUGACAUCCAGCAGAUGAACCCUCCUAAAUUCGACAUGAUUGAGGACAUGGCUAUGUUGACCCACCUGAACGAGGCGUCGGUGCUCUUCAAUCUGCGGAGGCGCUACAGCAACUGGAUGAUCUAUACCUACUCCGGGCUGUUCUGUGUGACGGUGAAUCCCUACAAGUGGCUCCCGGUCUACACGGCCCCUGUGGUAGCUGCCUACAAAGGCAAGCGCCGCUCCGAGGCGCCGCCGCAUAUCUACUCCAUUGCGGACAAUGCCUACAAUGACAUGUUGCAACAUCGUGAGAACCAGUCCAUGCUUAUCACCGGAGAAUCCGGUGCUGGCAAAACUGUGAACACGAAACGUGUAAUUCAGUAUUUUGCCAUAGUAGCAGCCCUGGGGGAAGCAUCUGCUAAGAAAGGAGGGGUUCCAGCUGCUAGAUCGGGCACGCUAGAGGACCAGAUCAUCGAGGCCAAUCCCGCCAUGGAGGCCUUUGGAAACGCCAAGACCGUCAGGAACGACAACUCCUCCCGCUUUGGCAAGUUUAUUAGGAUCCACUUUGGACCCAAUGGGAGGCUGGCCUCGGCUGACAUUGACAUCUAUCUUCUGGAAAAAUCCAGAGUGAUAUUUCAGCAGCCGGGGGAGAGGAGCUAUCAUAUCUACUACCAGAUCAUGUCCCAGAAGAAGCCUGAGCUUAUAGACAUGUUGCUGGUGUCGUCCAACCCGUAUGACUACCACUUCUGCUCCCAGGGAGUGACCACUGUGGAGAGCAUGGAUGAUUGCGUGGAACUCAUGGCCACCGAUCAUGCUAUGGAUGUCCUGGGCUUCAGUGUGGACGAGAAGAACGGCUGCUACAAGAUCGUGGGUGCCAUCAUGCACUUUGGCAACAUGAAGUUCAAGCAGAGCAAGAGGGAGGAGCAGGCAGAGGCUGACGGCACUGAAAGUGCCGAUAAGGCUUCCUACCUGAUGGGUGUGAGCUCUGCUGACCUCAUCAAGGGGCUCAUGCACCCCAGAGUGAAGGUGGGGAACGAGUUAGUGGUGAAGGGACAAAAUGUCGAACAGGUUACUUAUGCAGUGGGAGCUUUGGCCAAAGCCACAUACGACCGCAUGUUCAAGUGGCUGGUGGGCCGCAUCAACAAGACCCUGUACACCGUGCUGCCAAGACAGUUCUUCAUCGGCGUGCUCGACAUCGCCGGAUUUGAGAUCUUUGACUUGAACAGCUUUGAGCAGCUGUGCAUCAACUUCACCAAUGAGAAACUGCAACAGUUUUUCAACCACCACAUGUUCAUCCUGGAGCAGGAGGAGUACAAGCGAGAGGGCAUCGACUGGACCUUCAUCGACUUCGGCCUGGACCUUCAGGCCUGCAUCGACCUCAUCGAAAAGCCCCUGGGCAUCAUGUCUAUCCUUGAAGAGGAGUGCAUGUUCCCCAAGGCUACGGACAGCAGCUUUAAAUCCAAGCUUUACGACAAUCACCUGGGCAAGUCACCCAACUUCCAGAAGCCGCGACCGGACAAGAAGCGCAAAUUUGAGUCUCACUUUGAGAUCUUUCACUAUGCCGGAGUGGUGCCUUAUAAUAUCUGCGGUUGGCUGGACAAGAAUAAAGACCCCCUGAAUGAAACAGUGGUGGCCUGCUUUCAGAAGUCCGCCAACAAGCUGCUCGCUGCCCUCUAUGAGAACUACGUCAGCUCCGACAUAGCCAUGGACCCCAAGUCUGGCAGCAAGGAGAAGAGGAAGAAGGCUGCCUCCUUCCAGACGGUGUCUCAGCUGCAUAAGGAGAAUCUGAACAAGCUGAUGACCAACCUACGUAGCACCCAACCCCACUUUGUGCGAUGCAUCAUCCCCAAUGAGACCAAGACUCCAGGGAUCAUGGACCCCUUCCUGGUGCUGCACCAGCUGCGCUGUAACGGCGUGCUGGAGGGAAUACGCAUCUGCAGGAAGGGCUUCCCCAACCGCAUCCUCUACGCCGACUUCAAGCAGAGGUAUCGUAUCCUGAACCCUCAUGCCAUCCCAGAUGACACCUUCGUGGACAGCAGGAAGGCUGCAGAGAAGCUCCUGGGCUCCCUAGACAUAGACCACAACCAGUACCGCUUUGGCCACACCAAGGUGUUCUUCAAGGCUGGCCUGCUGGGCCUAUUGGAGGAGAUGAGGGAUGAGCGUCUGGCCAAGGUGCUGACCAUGCUGCAGGCGGCCAGCAGAGGCAAGAUCAUGAGGAUGGAACUACACCGCAUGUUGGCCAAGAAGGAGGCCCUGAUGGUCAUCCAGUGGAACAUCCGGGCCUUCAACAUCGUGAAGAACUGGCCGUGGAUGCGUCUCUUCUUCAAGAUCAAGCCCCUGCUGCGCAGCGCCGCCACGGAGAAGGAGCUGGCGGCCCUCAAGGAGGAGUUCCAGAAGCUGAAGGAGGCGCUGGAGAAGUCGGAGGCCAAGAGGAAGGAGCUGGAGGAGAAGCAGGUCGCCCUGAUCCAGGAGAAGAACGACCUCGGGCUGCAGCUACAAGCUGAGCAAGACAAUCUUGCGGAUGCUGAGGACCGCUGUGACCUGCUGAUCAAGACCAAGAUCCAGCUGGAGGCCAAGGUGAAGGAGAUGACGGAGCGUCUGGAGGACGAGGAGGAGAUGAACUCCACCGUGGUCGACAAGAAGAGGAAGCUGGAGGACGAGUGCGCCGAGCUCAAGAAGGACAUCGACGACAUUGAGAUCACCCUGGCCAAGGUGGAGAAGGAGAAGCACGCCACCGAGAACAAGAUUAAAAACCUGAUCGAGGAGAUGGCUGCUCUGGAUGACACCAUCUUGAGGCUGACCAAGGAGAAGAAGGCCCUGCAGGAGGCUCACCAGCAGACACUGGACGACCUUCAGGCAGAGGAGGACAAGGUCAACACUCUGUCCAAGGCCAAAGCCAAGUUGGAGCAGCACGUGGACGAUCUGGAAGGGUCGCUGGAGCAGGAGAAGAAGUUGCGUAUGGACCUGGAACGGGUCAGACGCAAGCUGGAGGGAGACCUGAAGCUCUCCAUGGAGACCGUCAUGGACCUGGAGAACGACAAACAGCAGAUGGAGGAGAAGCUGAAGAAGAAAGACUUUGAAAUCAACGCGAUCAGCUCCAAAAUUGAAGACGAGCAAGCAAUGGUCAUCCAAUUGCAGAAGAAGAUCAAGGAGCUACAGGCUCGUCUUGAGGAGCUGGAGGAGGAGCUGGAGUCUGAGAGGGCGUCGCGCUCCAAGGUGGAGAAGCAGCGCGGGGACGCCUCACGCGAACUGGAGGAGCUGAGCGAACGCCUGGAGGAGGCGGGCGGAGCCACGGCAGCACAGGUGGAGAUGAACAAGAAGCGCGAGUCGGACUUCCUGAAGCUGCGUCGAGACCUGGAGGAGGCAUCGCUGCACCACGAGGCCACCACGGCGGCGCUGCGCAAGAAGCACGCCGACAGCGUGGCCGAGCUGGGCGAGCAGAUCGACAGCCUGCAGCGCGUCAAGCAGAAGCUGGAGAAGGAGCGCUCCGAGGCCAAGAUGGAGGCCGAUGACCUGGCCUCCAACCUGGAGCAGCUCGCCAAGGCCAAGGCCGUUGCUGAGAAGACGUGUCGUCUCUAUGAGGACCAGAUGAAUGAGACCAAAGCUAAGGUGGAGGAGCUCCAAAGGCAGCUCAAUGACACCAACAGCCAGAGGGCUCGCGCCCAGGCAGACAGCGCGGAGGCAGGCAGGAGGCUGGAGGAGAGAGAGACUCUGGUCUCCCAGCUGCAGCGGGCCAAGAACUCCUUUGGCCAGAAUGUGGAGGAGCUGAAGAAACAGCUGGACGAGGAGAACAAGGCCAAGAAUGCCUUGGCUCAUGCUCUCCAGUCUUCGCGCCAUGACAACGACCUUCUGCGCGAGCAGUACGACGAGGAGCAGGAGGCCAAGUCUGAACUGCAGAGGGCGCUGUCCAAGGCCAACGCCGAGGUCGCCCAGUGGAGAACCAAAUACGAGACCGACGCCAUCCAGAGGACUGAGGAACUGGAGGAGGCCAAGAAGAAGCUGACCACGCGUCUGCAGGAGUCUGAGGAGAGCGUGGAGACGUCCAACGCCAAGUGCGCAUCGCUGGAGAAGACCAAGCACCGGCUCCAGACGGAGAUGGAGGACCUGAUCAUGGAUCUGGACCGUUCCAACGCUGCCGCUGCCGCCCUCGACAAGAAGCAACGCAACUUCGACAAGGUGCUGGCUGAGUGGAAGCAGAAGUACGAGGAGUGCCAGUCGGAGCUGGAGAGCUCGCAGAAGGAGGCGCGUGGCCUGAGCACGGAGCUCUUCAAGCUGAAGAACUCCUACGAGGAGGCGCUGGAUCACCUGGAGACCCUCAAGCGGGAGAACAAGAACCUCCAGGAGGAGAUCUCUGAUCUGACGGACCAGAUCGGUCAGGGCGGCAAGACCAUCCACGAGCUGGAGAAGAUGAAGAAAGGUCUGGACCAGGAGAAGACUGAGAUCCAAGCUGCUCUAGAGGAGGCCGAGGGGACACUGGAACAUGAGGAGAGUAAAACUCUUCGCAUCCAACUAGAACUCAACCAAGUCAAGGCUGAUGUGGACAGGAAACUGGGUGAGAAGGAUGAGGAAAUUGAGAACCUCCGCCGUAAUCACCAGCGUGCCCUGGAGUCUAUGCAGGCCACGCUGGACUCGGAGGCCAAGUCUCGUAACGAGGCCGUGCGGCUGAAGAAGAAGAUGGAGUGUGACCUGAACGAGAUGGAGGUGCAGCUCAACCACGCCAACCGCCUGGCCACCGAAUCCCAACGCACCGCGCGCACCCUGCAGACCCAGAUCAAGGACGUGCAGCUGGAGCUGGACGAGGCGCUGCACCAGAACGAGGAGCUGAAGGAGCAGACGGCGGUGACGGAGCGCAGGAACAACCUGCUGGCAGCCGAGGUGGAGGAGCUCCGGGCCCUGCUGGAGCAGAACGACCGCGCGCGCAAACUGGCCGAACACGAGCUCCUGGAGACCUCCGAGAGAGUCAACCUGCUGCACUCACAGAACAUGUCUCUGCUGAGCCACAAGAAGAAGCUGGAGAGUGACCUGGCUCUGCUGUCUGGCGAGGUGGAUGACAUGCAGCAGGAGUGCCGCAACGCAGAUGAAAAGGCCAAGAAGGCCAUCACUGAUGCGGCCAUGAUGGCAGAGGAGCUGAAGAAGGAGCAGGACACCAGUGCUCACCUGGAGCGCAUGAAGAAGAACAUGGAGCAGACCAUCAAGGACCUGCAGAUGCGGCUGGACGAGGCUGAGCAGAUAGCCCUCAAAGGGGGCAAGAAGCAGAUCCAGAAGCUGGAGAGCAAGGUCAAAGAGCUGGAGAAUGAGUUGGAGAUGGAGCAGAAGAAGAGCCAGGAGUUCCUGAAGGGAGUUCGCAAGUACGAGAGGAGGAUCAAGGAGCUUUCUUACCAGACGGAGGAGGACCGCAAGAACCAGCACCGCAUGCAGGAGCUCAUAGACAAGCUGCAGGCCAAAGUCAAGAGUUUCAAGAGGCAAGCCGAGGAGGCGGAGGAGCAGGCCAACUCCAACUUGACCAGGUUUAGGAAGGUGCAGCAUGAGCUGGAUGAUGCAGAGGAGAGGGCAGACAUGGCAGAGUCGCAGGUCAACAAGCUGCGCAUUCGCACCCGUGACCAGGGGCCCAAGACUCAGCUGGCCGAGUGAUGACUGGAGGACCUUCAUUGUGAUGAACUAAUUCAAUUCUCACUCAGUCAAGCCGCUGCAACAGAUAGCUUUGCCUGGGUGAUGGGACUUGCAUUAUAUUAAAUGUUUGGCAAAAAC